AGCCCAUCGGUGGAGGCUUCUAUAGGAGAUCGGGAAGAUUGUAGUCUAGCUUGACAAACCCAGCACAUCCAACGUCAAGAGCAAUGGCUGACCAACUCACAGAAGAGCAGAUUGCCGAGUUCAAGGAGGCUUUCUCCUUGUUCGACAAGGAUGGGGACGGUACCAUCACCACCAAAGAGCUGGGCACAGUCAUGCGCUCCCUGGGUCAGAACCCCACAGAGGCCGAACUGCAGGACAUGAUCAACGAGGUGGACGCAGACGGCAACGGCACCAUUGAUUUCCCAGAGUUCCUUACCAUGAUGGCCAGGAAAAUGAAGGACACAGACAGCGAGGAGGAGAUUCGUGAAGCCUUCCGAGUCUUUGAUAAGGAUGGGAAUGGCUACAUCAGCGCGGCAGAACUGCGUCACGUCAUGACAAACCUGGGAGAGAAGCUCACAGACGAAGAGGUGGACGAAAUGAUCAGAGAAGCGGACAUUGAUGGAGACGGACAGGUCAACUAUGAAGAAUUUGUACAAAUGAUGACGGCAAAGUGAAGCCCUCCUGUCCUCUCCUGACCUCCUUAGAAGACAAAAAAAAUCAGUCAAAUGUUUUACUUACCUCUUGCAAAAAUAUUCAUUUAUUCAUACUGUUUCUGUAUAGAAAACAUAACUGAAUGUUGAAAAUGAGAAAAUCUGUCCAUAUUAAGGGGGGAAAAAAAGAUAUAUUUAAAAAAAAAAAAAGCAAACAAAAAUUAUCUGCAUGUACUGGUUAGUGGUCCUGUUCCCAAAGAGAUCUGCUUUAGACAUCUGUAAUAACGAGAAAUAAUACUUGUAAACAAAACCUUUUGGAAACGUAAAGAAAGCACUUGGCGAACUGCUUACAUGUUCCAUUUGCUAAUGGCAAUGUUUGGGCUGGCCAGUUGUCUUCUUCCUGUUUCUGUUUUUCAUGCAUGCAGUUGAGACUGGAGCCGUAGUCCAGCAAGCUCCCUGGCGAUGUGGGAUCAUGUUUGGGGUGGGGGAUUAGGUACAGUCUGUAUUUACAGAGAGAAAAAUCGGUUUUGGGGGUGGGGGGGGGGUAGGAAAUGAACUUGCAUAGAGGAGGAAUGAAUGGGACCUUUGCAGUUUGCUUAAAAAAAAAAACUAAACAGAGAUAUUUUUAAGAAAAUGAGCAUUUUAAAAAAAAAAAAAAGAUUUUAAACUAUGUUUGGCAUGUCGGGACAUUUGGAAUUUUGUUUCCUUGUGCGUUGAAACGGGAGCGGGUUUUUGCGGGCGGGGGAGGGGCAGAGUUUCAGAGUUUUGGACUCAUCACCUUAUGUGCGAGUCUUAGUUUUAGGCAAGGGAACGCGGUUGUACCAUAAACGUUUCUAUCUUCUGUUUUCUCGACUCUGACCGUGAGCGUGUUGACUUUUAUCUGGAGCACGUAGAGGUUUCACCACCAGAGUCUACUCUGGACUGUCUGUCUUGAGUUCAGUUUACAUUCAUUCCAAGUUGUACAUGCUAGUCUUUUAAUUUUUUUUCCAAUAAAAGACCAUGAACUUAA
Messenger RNA from Chanos chanos (milkfish), 1518 nucleotides. RefSeq names its product calmodulin 1a (gene calm1a). The transcript has 6 exons. NCBI's taxonomy places the organism in Eukaryota, Metazoa, Chordata, Actinopteri, Gonorynchiformes, Chanidae. Gene Ontology annotation, cellular component: myosin II complex. Bases 84 to 533 code for a protein of 149 amino acids. Gene Ontology annotation, molecular function: calcium ion binding. The record is from RefSeq and is a predicted model, not a curated record.